AUGGCAGUGAUUCAGCUGGUCGUGGCAAUAAUUCUCUCACUUAUUGCCACUUGUGGAAAAUGUGUGCACGUGCUUUUGGGGGACCCGGUUACGUUUCCAGGGACUGAAAACUGUCUGACAGGUGAGCCGGCCAAACUUCACCGGGUCGGAGAACACAGCACCUCCCUGGUGGCUCAUCGAGAGCAAGGUGUUUGGUCCCCGGCCUGGGACUACAAGGACCGGGUGAAUCGGGGCGCGUCCUUUGCCUUUAACAGCACCGUUUACACCGACAAGGGACUGUAUGUGUUGGGAUGCGGCAGCCGCGAGGAACGCACUUACCUCUAUGUGGUCAUAGGCUUUGAAGCAUCAGUCAACGAGGGGGAGCCGGCCAAACUCAUGUGCUACAUUAGCGGUCAACAUGUGGACGCUAUACGGUGGGAAAAGGGCCAAGAGACGCUGCUAGAGCUGAAUCUGUCCUCCGGAGAAAUCCAAUACGCACCAGGUUUGGAUGGGAAACUGUCUCUGUCACCCGAUGGGAAACUAGGCGACUACUCGCUCAUUCUCAAUCAGGUUCUGUCGGAGGAUCAAGGUGAUUACUUUUGCUCUGCCCACGCAAACGGCGCGCGAGAGCAGUGGGGUGAACCCGCAGCUGUGAAGUUGAGGGUCAUAAGCAAAAAACCCGAUCCGAUGGGUACCCGCCCGACGCGCACUCCGACAAAGAGCGUCACUAAAGGGGAACACAUGGGAACAUGGGCCAUUGUCGUCAUAACAGCAGCUGUGGUGUUUUUAAUUGGGGUCCCUCCAUCCAUUCUCCUUGGCUGGUACCUGAAGUCCCGCAGAGCCCCACAUGGAUCCGGUGUUGGACGAUACACAGUGUGUGGAGCUAUACGGUGACCCUCCGUGUCGCCCCCCUCAAGCCAAUGAGUGCACUAUGCUGUCAUCCAAAGUCUAAAGACAACCAAAUCUAAAGAAUUAUAACCUUUACAUUUAUUAUCAAAAUGUAUGUGUUUCUAAAGUUACGUGAACGUUUCCUAUAUAUUUUUAAAGCAAUAUUUUCAAAGACACUGUAGAGCCUCGACAAAAGCAGGUGGGAUUUUUGUGUUUGUUGGGGGGGGGGUAGUUGAAGAACAUUAUU
This is a messenger RNA of Anarrhichthys ocellatus (wolf-eel), 1114 nucleotides long. RefSeq lists its product as uncharacterized. The coding region runs from base 1 to 873 and encodes 290 amino acids. The record is from RefSeq and is a predicted model, not a curated record. Lineage: Eukaryota; Metazoa; Chordata; Actinopteri; Perciformes; Anarhichadidae. The transcript is spliced from 2 exons.